AUGAAGUUGAUCCUCUCCAGCUCAAAUCUCAUGCAUGGCGGGCGUCAGUCCGUCAUCCGCCAACCUCUCACCCAGAAAUCAAACGUCGAACUAAUUAAUUCGCUCCGGUCGAACUUCCUCGCCUGGCAACAGAUCGAAUCGGCAAAUACAAAUGGAAACGGCCAUUCAAACGGUUCCCGCCCGCCCGCCAGCUCAUGGACGCACCAGGGCGAGGACGCCCUCUAUAUCCCCGCCAUCGAUUUCUCACAACCUGGACUAGCGGAAGAGCGCGAUCAAUACGAUAUCACAGUGAAACUAUUCUAUCUACCUGGGAUUCCGGCGUCAAGGCGCUGCGCACACACGCGAGAGGCAAUUGAUUUGGUAUUAAAGGAACUACAUGUCAAGUCUAUUGAUCUACUGAUCGUCUCGUUCCCCGGCAUUCUGUUCGACGCCGACGACGACAGCGAGGAAGAGGAUAACGAAGCGAGCAACGGCGAGCCGGAUGAUUUUGAUAGCACGGUGCAGACAUGGCGUGUGCUGGAGUCGCUGCAUGAGCAGGGUAUGAUUGCGCAGCUGGGCGUUGCUGAGUUUGGCAGCGAACGGCUGGCCCGCUUCCUGCCUCAUACCAAGGUCAAGCCUUCGGUUGAUCAGAUCAAUCUGAAGGAUUGCUGUGUCGUUCCCAAGUCUUUGAUUCUCUAUGCGAAACAAGAGCAGAUUCAACUCCUUACUCAUAAUGACUGCAAUGAUAUCCUUCCGGUUGGCACGACGCGGGAGUUGCUCGGUCCUUCGGAGAAGGGUGCUGGAAUCUUGGCCUCAUCGCCUGACGCUGACGAUGGUAUUAAAGGCGAUGUCGAGCCGCAGUGGGUAGUCAAAUAUACGGCAGUCGUCAAGGAUCGCGGAGUCGUCGAAAACAAGGGGUACUUUGCGUCGGCUGAUGUCGGCACAUGUGUCAAGGACCGGUCAUGA
Molecule: messenger RNA, 945 nt
Organism: Penicillium arizonense
Lineage: Eukaryota; Fungi; Ascomycota; Eurotiomycetes; Eurotiales; Aspergillaceae
Product: putative gamma-cysteine synthetase regulatory subunit
Exons: 2
Coding region: 1-945 (314 amino acids)
Biological process (GO): glutathione biosynthetic process
Cellular component (GO): glutamate-cysteine ligase complex
Molecular function (GO): enzyme regulator activity; glutamate-cysteine ligase catalytic subunit binding
Source: RefSeq, a predicted model, not a curated record